GUACAGUCAUACCGAUCGUCGGGAAAUUACCGGAGAAUGGCAUGACAGGCAGUGGUAGUUCGAUGACACAUGAGAUAUCUACUGCUUCUGAUAUAUACGACCUGGCCGCUGGUAACCAGUAAUGGAAGCUGGGUAAGCUGUGAAAGGAGGGUCGUAACAAUACAAACUCACUGGAUAAGAGGCAUUUAAUUAUAGUAGAGUAUGUAUAUUUUAAAUGCUAUUGCUUUUUAUUGUUGUCUAUCUGAUAAAGGUUAAUUGGCCUUUUUAAUGUACGACACAUAUCGGUUUUAUCACUUGCCUAGACAAAUAUUCUGGGAAACAAACGAUAUUUUUUGUUUAAGUUACUCCUUGAUAAGUUUUACAGAAAAUGAACUUGAUUAGGGGGAUAACUUAGCUGGAUUCCUCUAUUAACCUUACACGCGUCUCUUAGUCUUCCCUGUCAUGUUAAUCUUACUUCCUGAACUUACGCAUCGCCUAGGGAUAAAGCCAGCAAUAUCCCUUUUGUUAAUUGCUAGAAGGGUAAUGCUUUGCUUUGCUCAUAGUUUAAACCAAGUGCGUGAAUUAACUACCUACUGCACGACAUUUCAACAUAAAACAUAAUUGCUUUCUUACUUCACGAACAAUACAUUUUUCGCGAUAUUUAUUUUAUGUUAUUGGUUUUUUCUCAUGAGUACCAUUUGCCGGGUGCUCAUCCUCGACCUCUGACGCGGCCAUUUCCUAGACCUCUCCACGUCCCUGAAGGAUGGAUGGUUCUUUCAUAUAAUUUUUUCUCCAGAUAAUAAUAUAAAUCUGAUACUUUAUAUUAGAUUAGUUUAUGGUAAGUUUUGUAUGUUUGGUUAGGUCUGGUUAGCUAGGUCGGUUUAAUUAACAUCAGAUAAACUACAUUGAGGCAGUAGUCUGCAACUCUGGGCUUUCUUGUGAGAUGCGUCAACUGUGGUGACGAGAACAGUAAGGUACAGUCUCAUUCACUAGUGCGUUUCCAGGGGCUUGUCGUACAAACAUUACACAAUUCAUUAGUUUUAAGAUAUUUUUUUUAAUAAUGUUUCAGUUUGAUUCCAUCGUAUGUUUACUAUUACUAGUUUCCUUCUGUGAACACACUAGUGAAGAGGACUGUACAACAACCAAGUAGCACCAAGUUGCAGAAGCAGUACAGUACAGGUCUUUCGUACAAAUAUACGUCAGCUGAAACGACAAGUGCAUGCAAGAACGACAAUCGGUAGGGAUGAAGUUGUAUUAGACUCACGUUACGGUCGAAUUCAUAACUACAGCACUAUUCCUAAAAAAAUGUGACUUAACGAACUUAAAACAACUAUCAGUGACGAAGAGGAUUAAAGUUUAAAAUCCCUAGACUGGGCCUUAACCCUAGAUGAGCAGGAGGCCACGUGUGAGGAGAUACUAUCUUGUUUACAUCGUGCGUGAGGUGGGGUCGGCCCGCCUCUCUUCAACAAAGCUCCGCCCACAGCACUGUGCGCGUGAUUGUGGUCAGGUCUGGCAAGGAGGUUCAGUGUGUUUGCCUCUGAGAGCGGAGUAGGUAGAAUUAGAAAGAGUACUGUACAAUAUCAGAAAGAAACUAAAAGUCUUAAUUCUAAAAAUAUAAUCCAGAGAUAAAACACCACUGAAAAUUAAUCACUAGCUGCUAGUUAUCGGAUAACUUUAGCGGAUAACAAGGUCAUUAUUGGGUCAUUGUUAACUUGGUGUUCGGACGGUCGGAGUUAGCCAUCCUGGGUUGGCUGGGGGUGUCUUGCACGCGGAGGUUGUGGAGAGCACUGACCGCCUGGGCUCCUUCACAACACGUCAGCCUACACUCGUCCCUGCGUGCCCCGUGACUAAUCUAAGUGAAAUAAUUUUACUCCAUCGAUCAUAUAUCUGCUGGGUGACAAGUAUAGUGACCACGUGAUGCAGUAUAUUAUUUUAUUCUGUAAACAGUAAAAGGUGACAAGUGGAGUGAAGAAGUUUAUGACUACGAAUACCACCACUAAAACAUUGGUGUCUUAAAGGCAACAGAGUGUAGAUUUGUUAAUGAUCAGUGUUUAGUAGUAAGUGCUUUCACGAAAAAAAGUGUAUAAGUAGUAGAAAACUGUUCCAAGUGACUGUCGUUUCCCGGAUAACUGAUGACCACUAACUGCUUAGUGACUGUUACUCGGUCACAAUAACAUGGAGUCGUUUCGAGCUAUGAUGAUGCUGACGCUGGUGUUGGCGAGUGUGUUGGUUAUAGCUGAGGGAGAAGCUCUCCUCCCAUCCCACUCCCAACUCCUUCACCACUACGACCAACACCCGCUACCCCAAAACCUCCUGAACGAUGUCCAAACACAACAUCCGUCUCCUAAGUUUUUGCGGAAUAUGGUCGACCGAGAUCAUGAACUGAUGGCGAUGGAGACCUACCGCGUCAAGUCGGAUCUCACAGCCACGAAUCCUGGAAGUCUUGAAGAGGGGAGGAGAGUUACCGCGAUAUCUCCUUCAAAUCCUAUCAAGAUCCUAUGGGACUCUCCGUUUAAUCAUCCAGUGUAUUCUACUGACGAAAGACACACUGACGAAGAGGACACGCUGCUGGUUCACGACACUGGUGCUCCUGAGAGUCUGAAGGAGACCAAGAAAAUAGUCAUUCCAAAACUGGAGUACAGUCGGACGUUCACAUCACAAUCACAAGACCACAAGAAGGCCAGUUAUAUCGUCUCCCGCAGUAGUGACCUCCACCAGAAACCUCACAGACGGCAGAAACGAUUUAUCCUCGGAAAGAAUAUAAGGAACAUCGCUGUGCCUCUUAGUAUCUUCAACUACCUGGGUUUCCUGCCAGUUCGCGUGCCAGGGCUGCCCUACCACAACGACCUGCCCUCACCAGAUUACAGUUACUACAACACCAUGCAUGAGGUAUACGCACCAUACGCGAGGAAGACGAGGAGGAGGAGGAAACGAAUUCUGUUUUAAAAAUCAACCUUUUAGUCGCUAUAAGAACUGUACUUCGUGCCGUUCGUCUCUUUUGUUGUGUGUAUUGUUUGUUGUGUUACUAGGUUUACUGUUCAAUUACUCGAAGGCCAAACUAACUUUUUACAGCACUUAAGACUACCCAAGAAAGUAGUGAAAUGAGGAAAUGAUAGUGAGUGAAGUCUUUGGAAUUAAUUUAGUGACUGAACUUUUAUUGUCUCUCUUCUCUCAGCCAAAGUAGUAGUCACUUCAGUGUGUUGUCAUCUUCCUGUUAUGUGUCAAAACAGAAAGAUAAAUUCACGCCAGUCAACGAAUAAUUGUUAAGAGUAAAAUAAACUGCAGCCAAAUAAACAAGUGCCAAAGGAAGCGUCGACGUACUUUGUGGAAAAGGUAAAUACUUGCCAACAGUGCGUAACAGAGACGUGACCGAUCGCCCAAGCGGCUAACGAGCCGAUCAGUGGUGAAGAGGAUAAAACUAACUAAAACAUUGGGAGAUAAUAAAUGACUCAAAUGUUUGCCACUUUCGAAAAAAAAAGAGACUUAGAUAUCAUUAUAUAAUCAAGAACCCUAUAAAGUUAUCGGGAGCACAGAAGCUCCUCUUAAACUUCUUACUUUUAACAUAAAUCCUUAACACAAAACUGAUUAUUUACUCAUAUGUAAUUAAUAGGCAUCGUACUUAAAAAAAAAAGAAAGUACAUCAAGGCCAGAGAAGGUCAUGUAUACACCCAUGCACUAUCAACGCCACAGGUAGUCCCGGAUCACCCAUGAAGAGCCCUUCCCAAUCACCUCAAUACGAAUCUUCUGUUGUCCUGCGUGAGAAACAUUGGUACUGUACUGGGCACCUCCACGCCUCCCUUACAUCUGUUAUACGAGGAGGACUGAGGUGAUGAUAUUAAGUAAAUAAAAUUCAACGAGAUCAGAUUCCGGUUAGGCAGACGGAAUAGAAGGAAUCAAGACAGUGGAGGUGAAAGAAGUAUUGAUAAAAGUGGUCAAGCAAAUCAAGACAUAAAAGGUCAAGCAAAUCAAGGUGGAAGAGAUCAAGUAAAUCCGUUUAAACAAGUUGAAGCAAAGGUGCAUCCAAUAUUCUGAUGAUAUUUCUAUGAACGUCUUCGUCAACAACAAAUAAUUCAUGACCUGAGUUACAACACACCCUCAGUACGGAGUUAAUCUAUAGGUGAAGACGGCACGAUCCCUCUCAGGUUAACGCACUGAAGGAAAUACCAACCUGUGGGCCACGCCUAGAUCUAACGCCUCGAUAAAGAUAAAUACAAUUGAAUUCACAUUUAUUUGUGUGGUGUUGGUAAUUUUAGUAGAGGAAGUGAAAAUCCUGGAUAAUCCUGUGGUCGGACUUAAUGAUGAUACUAAUAAAAAUAUAGUGAGUAGAAGUUCAACUAGUGAUAACAUUCUUUAAAUUAAGUUUAUUAUUGACAUGAAACAAAAGCAUAACGCAGAAAAGGAAAACUUAUGACCUGAAAUAAUAAUAGCAUUGUUAAUUAAAAAUACUCAUAUAAACAUUAUACAGUACAUUAUUUUGAAAUUACAUAUACUCAAUAUAAAAAGUGAAUAAGAACUAGUUAAUUUUGAAACGUGAACCAUGUGGAUAAGGAGAAGAGAUAGAAAACAUCAACAAGACAUCAUCGAACCAGAGGCAAUGGACUGAUUGUAGCAGUUACCCCAAAAAGUCAUCCGAGUGAGGAUGGAGCGCUACGAGAGCCUGGGUGUGGUAGGGGAAGGUUCUUAUGGCCUGGUCCUCCGCUGCCGCCACAAGGAAUCUGGCCAGACUGUCGCCAUCAAGAAGUUCCUGGAGAGUGAGGAUGAUCACACCGUCAAGAAGAUCGCCCUCAGGGAAGUCCGCAUGCUGAAGAAACUACGACACGAGAACCUAGUGAACCUGAUUGAGUUUUUCCGUCGUAAGCGUCGCCUCUACCUGGUGUUCGAGUACGUGGACCACACCAUCUUGGACGAGCUGGAGGCCACGGAGACGGGGCUGGCCGAGGAUACGGCCAGAGCCCACAUCUUUCAAGUCCUUCGGGGCAUCGCCUUCUGCCAUCAGAACCAGAUCAUACACCGUGACAUCAAACCGGAGAACGUGUUGGUCAGUCGUCUUGGCGUGGUCAAGUUAUGUGAUUUCGGGUUCGCGCGGCUGCUGGCUGGUCCGGGAGAGUCCUGUACAGAUUACGUAGCCACCAGAUGGUAUCGCGCCCCUGAGCUGCUCGUAGGCGACACCAGAUACGGCAGGGAGGUGGACGUGUGGGCUUCUGGGUGUCUACUGUCCGAGAUGCUGACGGGAGAACCUCUCUUCCCGGGCGAAUCUGAUAUCGACCAACUCUUUCACAUCAUUCAGACCCUUGGAGAGCUAAGUAACUCCCACCGUCAGAUGGUAGAAAGGAAUCCCAUGUUGGCGGGACUCCGUCUGCCAGCGGCUGCCUCCACGCCCCUGGUCUCCUCCUUCCCAAGCUGGUCCACUCGUGCCCAUGCCUUCGUUUCUGCCUGUCUCUGCCUGGAGCCUUCAGCGCGGCCCUCAGCACAAGAGCUCCUUAACCACGAGUUCUUCCUCCAUGACUGUUUCCCGGACAGCUUCCUGCCAGUGUUAAGGCAGAAGGUGCAGCAGGAGUUCAGCACAAACACUUUGCUUGGAAUGAGCGGUCGUCGUGGCUCCAGCACCGCCGCCGACAGGAGAGGCCGUGGGCGAAAAGUCCCAGGAGGCAACAGCCCUGACAAUAUGUACGGGAGAAGUCUCGUCAGACAAGCAACCACACAGCUCACACCGACCUCCAGACCUGACAAUAUCAACGCUGUUCGCUCGUCCCCCACGAAGCACUCUCAGCUAAGCCAGCCACAGAAUACCCAACAGGUCUCUGUCUCUCGUCCCACGGUGUCUUUUGCUCCCCUGACGCCCUCCCAUGUUCGGAUAGGGGCAGGAGGAGCUUCUGGCAGUACCACGGGAGUGCCUAACACCAGCGGCAGCAGUAGUGGCAGUAACACGGCAAUAGGUGGUAAUGAAGGACCAGCCAACUCUUCUAUGCUCAUACCCCCCUUGAAGGACCUCCACACGACGGCAGCUUCCUCCAACGCCACCAUCACCACACCCUCCUCCUCCUUCAACAACAACAACACCAUCGCCCUCACCCUUCACAUCACCGGCACCACCAACACCACCUCACCCGCCCGCACUGGCAGCUGGGUGAACUGGGAGAGCCCAGCGAUCGACCCACCGACCCAUGGAACAAGAGACGAACGCUGUAUCCACUCGACCGCCGCACUCCCAAAAGGGAACGACAAAAGCAGAAAGUCUCCAGUCAGUCUUUGGGGCGCUAGCGUGAAGAACCGCAGCCAGGGUCUCUGCAUCCAGGGUCAGGGCCAGAAUACAGGGCAGGGCCACCAGGUCCACUGGGAUGAUGAUGACCACCUCGGUCUGCUGUCAGACGGGCCUCCCUCCAUCAUCUCCGGCAUGCGUCACCACACCAGUGACCUCACACGAACUUCAGAUAUGAAUCGUCCGAUGGAUCUGAGUCGCCACCCGUAUACCAUCAGUCUCGACCGGACGAAGGAGCUGGUGGCCAGAGAGUCUCGGGAGAAUGUGGCGGCCAUUCGAGACAGCUUCAGUAGGGAUUACGCAAGAGAUCCACUGAAGGAGAUCAAAGACAACCCCAGGGAUUUGCUGGGACACAGGGACUUGAGGGACUCCAUGCGACGUCCCAAACUCGAGGUCAUGGGAUGGGCCAAGCCUCGCCUGCUCAACGAUGAUCUCUCGCUUCCUAAUGUACCUGGAGUGUCAUCAGCGGUGAACCUGGGCAGCAGCAGCCCCAAGAAGUCUGUGAUUGAGGGUGCGGGAGGCAACAGGUCACGGCGGGGGGCAGGGGUGGUCACCAUGCCCAGUCUCAACACUAUACAGAGAAGCUCCGCCACUUCGGUGAGUCGCUACGACUGACUCAACGCCACCACACUCACCCCUCGCCAACCUCCCGUAUGUGUGAGUGAGAUCGCCCAGUGUGUCGACAAGGUCACCCCAUGCCGUGUUACAAGAUCACCCCAUGCGUUGUUACAAGAAGUCCCAAUGCGUUGUGACAAGAUUGCCAAGAUUGCCCCAUGUGCUGUAAGGAAAUCACCCCAGACGUUUUUACAAGUUCGUCCAGUACGUCGUCAAGAUCACCCCUUGCAUUAUGAUAAGACCAUCCCCGGCCUUGUGAAAAGUUUGUCCAGUACGUCAAGAUCACCCAAUGCGCUGUGAGAAUAAAUAGCUCCUAGGGUCUGUGACAAGGAUAUCCUAUGGGUUGUGAUAAGUUCGUUCCAUGAGCCAUUGUUUUCGUGCCAUGGGAACCAUUGUUUUGUCUUAGGAAGAUAUAUUACUCAUGCCUUUCUUUGUAGGGCAGGGAUUUCUCUCAGCUGAAUGAAAUCGCCUUGCGUUAGCCAGAAUACAACACGUAAGUGCGCCACUGCCCCACAGAGGGUUAAUCUGUUCACAUAACAGAAAAUUACUUGAAAUAAAACUAUGCUUGUUAGACCCUACUUGAGUUCUUUUUCACCGAAUUGAGAAAAAUGGAUACUGUAAUUAUUAUUCCAUUGGGAAGGUCGUUUGUGAUGCCAGUCAUAUUCGAAAGUUCAUAGAAUAUGUUUGGAAUUUUAAAUACAAUAUGUGUAUUUUGUUUUUGAAAAAAAAGUGAAUAGACGAAGAAUUUUAGCCUCAUUGGAAAUACGUAACCUUAAAUCGCGUGUUUGGAGAAGUAAAUGUUGACGGAGUCUGGAUUCAGUUGUAAAUACACCUGUGCAGUAAUGAUUUUGUGGGCUCUCAGAAUAAUGUGAGGCAGCUGAGUGUCCUUGGCCACUGAUGUUAUGCGGAUGAAGUUUAAGGUGUUUGGAAACUCGUUGGCUUGGUGGAUGUUGUGACUUCAAUAGCUACUUCUGUCUGUAUAUUGAGUGAUGGCUUUAUGGUAACUGUCGGUGUACUGGUGAGGGACUACCACAUACUCAUCCUAGCGUGAUCUGCUCAACCAAGAGAAUCAGAGAUGAAAUAAUUAUUUUUUAUCUUCUACAAGAGAAGGAAGACUAGCAACACAAUUAUGUUUUAAAGAAUUUGUCAUAAAAACAAAUGAAAAAAGUUGAUUUGGGAUAGAAAGGACUAAAAUGUAAACUCAGUUAUUUUACUGGGAUUUUCAGACCAUGGUGGACUUAGUAGGAAAGAUAAAACAAUGACUUUCAAGCUGCAGACGUGAAUAGUGUGUGUCUUAUGUUGGGGUUGAUGCCCUACUCAGAUGGUCACGGGCUCACGAGGACCCAUGACAUGCAUACAGAAAAAGUUGUAUUGUCAGAGAACAUGGUAGUAGUGGCGACUACUAGUACUACUACAGAUAACAUGGCUCAUACCUUAAAUUCACGGCUGGCAGUGUUAGUCGUGAUGAUUAUGUGCUCAAUUAAACUGAACAUUUGUGUACGAAAUGUGUGGCGUUGGCCGAGGAUGGUUUGUUUACAUAAUGCUACGAUCGAUCGAUUUUACUUUAGAUAUAUUGAGAUCAACAAGCGGCGCAAAUUCUACGUGAAAUGAUUACAAACUACGAUACCUCAAGUUUCUUUCAUAAAAACAAAUUAUACACGUUAUUAUUCAGUGUUUUCUUAAGGUGUGAUGACGUCUUUCUCUCCCAGCUGAUGCCAUGAAGUACAAAAUUUGUAAAUCUUUGUAUCUGAUAUGUACUUUUUUUUCUGCUGUAAUGUCUGUGGGUAUUCACUAACAUAGCCACCCUUUACCUUCCCCACUCAUGGUGUAACUUUACAUGUGUGUUUCUAAGUCACAUAUGUCAUUAUAAGCCUGAAAAUCCCCUAAUGACAUGAGCUUUGUGUCAUUUGUGAGACAUGUGUAUACUUAGUAAUGUAAUUUCUUUGUAGAUUCUUCAUGUCAUUGAAAGUCACAUGUGUCACUGUAAAUCAUGUCGCCGUAGGCAAUAUAAUUAGGUCACUUGUCACAUGUCCUUGUAAAUCCUUUCUCAUUGUAAGUCACAUGUGUAAUUGAUAAAUCACUUUGUGUCAGUCACAUGUGCCAUGUCCCAAUUUCUUAUUCCCUGAGUCAAUUUGAAAUACAUGUGUCGUAAGUCACAUAUGUCAUAGUCAGUUUACAUGUGCCAGUUACGUGUGUCGUAAGUUACAUGCCUUACUGGUAGCCAACACACAAACAAUGUAUAGCACAUUAGAUAGGCAAGUAAUUGUUGGCAGGUUAAGUCGAGUCAGGUGACAAAAGUCACUUGGUGACUCUAUACCUAGAAGACACUUAGCCAGAGUCGUCAGGUGACUGCUGAUGCCAGAGUCACUUGGCCAAGAUGCCUGGUGAUUCUAGAUGCCCAUGUGGCCUCCUUAAUAGUACUAGCUGCUAGUUCUUUAUACUUAACCAUUAAUCAUUUAGCUUUGUUAUUUUUAUGCUUGUGUGUUCAAGAGAGAAAGAAAGAAAAACAAUGAAAUUUUUAUUCUUUUCUACAAUGCAUGUGUAACAAACUGCUUCUAGUUUUCUAUGGUCAUAACAUCUAUCAUGUGAUAACACCAAAUAUAACUAUGUUCUUGAGGUAA
Messenger RNA from Homarus americanus (American lobster), 9474 nucleotides. Its product is annotated as cyclin-dependent kinase-like 2. Gene Ontology annotation, biological process: protein phosphorylation. Bases 4619 to 6853 code for a protein of 744 amino acids. The transcript is spliced from 13 exons. Lineage: Eukaryota; Metazoa; Arthropoda; Malacostraca; Decapoda; Nephropidae. Gene Ontology annotation, molecular function: cyclin-dependent protein serine/threonine kinase activity; ATP binding. Gene Ontology annotation, cellular component: nucleus. The record is from RefSeq and is a predicted model, not a curated record.